UUUGCUCGUAAUUUGGGUGGACAGACCCUUUAACCGCCUUUAAGAGAUUUAACACACCUGUUAUCAAGUAACCUAAUGCUAGCUCAAUUAUAAAGUAACUUAGCUAACGUUAAUGAUAGCCGGGCCCCAACGUUUCCUUCGACGGUUAACUUUUACGUUAUUUGCAACCGAAGCCCGGUACUAUUUUUAUUUCAUUAAUUAUUUUUGUAACACGACGAAAAUGACAACACGGCGGACAGUGUGGCCACACUUUCCCCUCACGUUGCCCUACGAGUUGAAUGUUUCUUGGCCGUCAUUGGUGGCUACCAGUGACUAUGCAGGCGUGGCGGUGCCGUCGCGGGUGAUCCCUCAUUGUUUUUAUAGUCCGCUGAUUGAAAAGCCCAGUCCAAAAGAAAGCAGGACAUUCUUUCUGGACAGGUCUGUAUUUGAUUUGGUGGAUGCUCAUCCAUACCUUGCCUUAACUGACCCCAGGCUACUGGGUUGGUACCUACGUUUGUCUCCAGAGGACCGAAAGAUUAUACAAGAUGAAGGAGGGUUUCACCAGUUCCUGCAGAGACACCCUGCCCUAGAACUGUCCAGGCAUCAUGUCUAUGUGAAGUCAGAUAACAUUGGAAGUACGUGUCGUGUCCGGCCAUCCAUGACAUCCACCAAGCAUACAUCUACAAUGUCCGGGGCAAAGAAGUGUGGAAUGGCUCAUACACAUCUAGAAUGGGAAGGGCUUCCCAAUCAUUUGAGGGAGACUUUAACCCUGCUCGGCUGUAGCAACAGCAGGGAUGGAUCCCAGAAACAUCCACAUGAAGAAAUCGACAGCUUCCAAUCAGCCUCGAACAGCCCAACCACACAGGAACCAAACUACCAGAUGUUUUCUGAUUCACCUGCGACCCAGCUGAAUGAAGAAAGGCCAUCCUGGCAGAUGGACAGCAGUGCAGCUGUGUGUAAGGAUGGAGCAGCCCUGGCGAGCUUCUCUGUGGACAUGGAGCUGGAAAGACACAGACAGCGGGGACAGCCUGAACUCAUGAGCCAGACUGCAAUUACACAAGGCCAGAGUCCUAACUUCACAUACACUGAAGUCAGUCCAUUACAGUCAGAAUGGCCAACAGUUGAGACAGAGUCUCCUCCUGUACACACUGUAGCUGAAGAAGAUGAUGAUGAAGAUGAUGAUGAUGAUGAGGGUAGCUUAAGCUUUGAAGAUCGGAGUGACAACUUCCAUAGCAUCAUGGAGGACGAUAAGAGCAUACUUAUCUGUCUGGCCAGUGAAGAUGUAAAAGCGCAAAACAAUGGGAUUCUGUCAGGUCCAGUCACCACUAAUAGUGAAGCAGUGGCAGCCAGCAGUGAAACCUUGAAGUCUGAUCAGUCCGCCAUCAGGAUGGACACUGCAGAAAAGUACACAUCCCCCACGGCCGGCAUUACUACCUGUGACAUUUUGGUUGGCACUGAGCUGGCACUGUGCAUGUCUGCCUCCACCCAAACUGAGGAUCCAGCAACAUCUGACAAGCAUGUCAUUACUGAAGUCCACAUGGCAGACCUGGACUAUCUCACUGAGGAAUUUAUCAAACUCAAGAUGGCUAAAGAGCAACUGACAAAAGAGAAAAUGAAAAGUCUGGGUUGUAAAUUGAGAGAGGAAUGUGGCUGUACCCAGCGUGCUCAGCAAGCAGAGCUGUGCCUCCUGGCCCUGCAAUACAGCAUGUGCAGACAGCACUGCUGGAGACUCUACUGUAUCUCUGCUGAGGGAGGCCAGCUCAUCCCAAUGCCAAACAACCCACCUGCAAACAUUGCAAGUGUUCUGCAAAAACUGGAAUCUGACUAUAAUCAUAUGAGGGAUAAGAUCCUAGCAGGGGUUCCUCUGGAGCAACUUAAGCCUCUCUCUGUUGACUCUGAGAAGAUCGCCACAGGAGCAAGUUACAUCCCUGCACAGAUUGUUGGUGAUGUGCUGGGAAUUGUUCCAUCUUGGCUCUCCCAGGAACCUCAGAAACAUAACACAUCAGGCAAAGAAAAUGGAAGUCUCCAUAAUCAAAGCAGAAAUGGCUGCCAGCAAAGUCAGAGAAUGGAACAGAUGAAGAAGAAUAGCAAAGCAAGGAGAGCUGUCACUUUUGUCCCCCAGGAUAGAGAUACUAACCAUAAUGCAAACAAACAAGAAGAAAAGCAAGUGAGCAAAACAGCUGCAGGCAAAGAGCUCAACACAAGCGAGGCGUGGUACGACGCUGAAGAGGACCUGGACCCUGCAGGACCUGCAGUAGCUGCUGAGACGGGACAGGACCCAGCAGUGAUCACGAAAGGCAACACCAAUGAAUCAGCCAGUGAGGAGGCCAAGAGCUCAGUCCUCUGUGUUUCCAACCUGCCCAGUAAUGUGACAGAGAGUGACGUGAUGCUGUGGUUGGAGAAAUACCAUGCCUCUGAUGUCAGCAUCUCUACUUUAAAGAAUGAUUUGAGAGUUGCCAUAGUGAUGACAAGUGGACCCCAAUCUGCAGAGGCUACAGUGAGAGAGCUGAAUGGCUGCAGCAUGCAAGGCCAUAUUUUACAUGUGGAGCACAUCAACAGAGGCAUUGGUGGCAGCCACAGUCAGGCCUCAGCCUCCGUCAGUGGGCCUGAGUCUUCAGAGGACGCCACCAAACCACAAACCUCCACGGCUGACUCCAUCAGCACUGAGAGUCUGGUAACUCAGCCACCACUUAGCUCCAGCAUCAAGAACAGGAAGGUGGUCUGCAUCUCCCCCACAGCAAAGGGAACCUGCGUGCCCCAGCACUACGGCACCAUGGGCAGCUUUGACACCUUGAUGGCAGAGCUGAUCCAGCGCCACCCGGACGCUGAAAGGCAGAGGAUUGUGGACGCUCUGAUGGAGCUGAAGGCCAAGCACCAGGGCGUCCUCAGCGGCCUGCCCCUCAGGACCAUCAGGGACAUGACUUCCGAGCUUCUGACCAGGCCAGCGAGUGCCACACAGUUAUAAGAAAUGCUCAGCACUUUAAACGUUUUUGAUUUUUGGAAGUUCUUUGUUAGAAUAGUAUCCCAACCCCUCAAGUUUUUCUUUGUGACUCAAAUUUGAAGUUGCUCUUAAACUUUGUUACAGUUCACAAUAGUGUGUGUUCUUUCCAAAAGUGGGUACAUUGAAGGAUUGAGGGCUUCAUACAGUGCCGCCUCUGUCAGUUACAUUUUUUUUAGAAAGAUUUCUAAAAUGUAGUUAAAGGUUGCAUGUGGUUGUAUAUGCAGAAGCUUUGUUUGUACUAUAUUUUCUCUGUCAAUAAAAAUAAAUCAUUGAAA
Messenger RNA from Dicentrarchus labrax (European seabass), 3255 nucleotides. RefSeq names its product RNA binding motif protein 44 (gene rbm44). The record is from RefSeq and is a predicted model, not a curated record. Gene Ontology annotation, molecular function: nucleic acid binding. The transcript has 21 exons. The coding region runs from base 113 to 2944 and encodes 943 amino acids. NCBI's taxonomy places the organism in Eukaryota, Metazoa, Chordata, Actinopteri, Moronidae.